AUGACUGUGAUUGCGAAAACAGAAGGAAUUGUGGAACCUCAAAUAUCUAGGAAGAGCUCGUCUCAUAAAAGCUUCCGGCUCGACUAUCGCCUGGAGGAGGAAGUGACACGGUCGUCCCGGGACAAACAUGGCCGCUGGACAAACCCCUGGCCCACGUGGCGUUUCCCCUCCUACGCCACUUUACUGAGGUUUCUGCUGCUGGACAAGGACAACAGCAAAGUACCGUCGAGCAAAGAGGCUCUGGAUGCUGAGCUCCCGGUGAUGGAGCCAUACUUUGUGCGUAGCCCAGACCAGGGUGGGUCUGGAGCCGGUCUCAGAGUGACCUGGUUGGGCCAUGCCACAGUCCUGGUGGAGAUGGACGGACUGAACAUAUUAACAGACCCCAUUUUCAGCCAAAGGGCAUCACCCGUCCAGUUCAUGGGCCCCAAGAGGUACAGAGGGCCCCCCUGCACUGUGGAGCAGUUGCCCAGAAUAGACGCUGUGGUCAUCAGUCACUCUCACUAUGACCACCUGGACGCUGGCUCAGUGUCCAGUCUGAACAGUCGCUUUGGCUCAGAGCUGCGCUGGUUUGUGCCUCUGGGCCUGCUUGACUGGUUACAGAAGGCAGGCUGUGAGAACGUCAUGGAGCUGGACUGGUGGGAGGAAAACUGUGUCCCCACUCACGAUGACAUCACCUUUGUGUGCACGCCGUCACAACACUGGAGCAAACGCACGGCCCUGGACGAUAACAAGUCUUUAUGGGGCAGCUGGACUGUUCUGGGACCUGAGCAUCGAUUCUUCUUCGCUGGAGACACAGGCUACUGUCCAACCUUUAAGGAGAUCGGACACCGCUUCGGACCGUUUGACCUGGCUGCUAUUCCCAUCGGAGCUUAUCUGCCCCGGGACAUGAUGGUGGGACAACACGUGGAUCCUGCUGAAGCUGUGCAGAUACAUGAGGACCUACAAGCCAAACAAUCUGUGGCCAUUCACUGGGGAACAUUCGCACUUGCCUAUGAGUACUACCUGGACCCGCCAGCCCGUCUGCGAGAGGCACUGGACCACAAAGGGAUCAGCCCAGAAUCCUUCUUUGUCCUGAACCAUGGAGAGUCGCGCCUCGCCUCCUCGCCCAGCGGAGACAUUUUUGACUGA
Knipowitschia caucasica is the source of this 1128-nucleotide messenger RNA. The record is from the annotation of a GenBank genome assembly. NCBI's taxonomy places the organism in Eukaryota, Metazoa, Chordata, Actinopteri, Gobiiformes, Gobiidae.